AUGCUUAUUAAUACUUGGUCUUAUCAUUAUGGCAGUCGUUUUGGCGAGAGCAGUAGCAGUCGUCUACUUCCAGACUCAAGUGUGCCAUGUCCUACGGGAAUGUUUCGCUGCAAAGAUGGUAAAUGCAUCACUUCAUUGUGGGUGUGCAACUAUCAGAAAGAUUGUGAUGGUGGCGAAGACGAACAGCAGUCAUGUCCACCGCCUGAAUGCGAAGCCGGACAAAUCAGUUGCGGCCAAUAUAUCUUCAAUAAAACAUAUUGUAUACCACCACAUUAUCGCUGUGAUAUGACAGACGAUUGCGAGGAUAAAUCCGAUGAAGCGCAGUGCACUAUAAUAUAUUCAACAACAUUUAUUUUCGCAGUUCUACUAUUCGACAAUGCUACUAUAAACGAUUAGCGUCUUAAUUUCUCAUUAAGGAUAUUCAAUGUAAGACUUUAAGUGAGUACGACAACUUAAUGUACUUGAGUACUAUUAGAGAGGUCCAAAAACGUACACUUCUUUGCCUCUCCCUUAAACAAAAUAAACGCUCUCCUCGCAUGAAAUGGAACCUACCGCUGUGAAAUGAUGCUGUGAAGUUUUAAGGUAAUGUAAGAAAAAAUCAAGUGAAUCAGAAUAAAAAUGAAUGGAAUAUGUUAAGUAGUAGAAAACAU
Messenger RNA from Teleopsis dalmanni, 650 nucleotides. RefSeq names its product low-density lipoprotein receptor-like. Bases 1 to 396 code for a protein of 131 amino acids. Gene Ontology annotation, cellular component: plasma membrane. The transcript has 4 exons. Gene Ontology annotation, molecular function: protein binding. The record is from RefSeq and is a predicted model, not a curated record. Lineage: Eukaryota; Metazoa; Arthropoda; Insecta; Diptera; Diopsidae.